CCACCGGUGAUGGGUCAGCUGUGGAUCUGCAUGGGAGACUGCUGCACUCUGACCUCAGGAUCAUCCAGCUACCAUACCAUGAACUGCGUUAUGCUUUAUUUUAAAUCCAAUUAAGUGUUUCUUUAAUGGAUGGUGUAGGAGGUCUCCCCUGAUCCCCAGUGACUUAACCAGUCAAAGGCAUGGCGGGGGGAGCUGAGAUGCUCCAUGCUUCCUCAUUCCUGAGAGUUCACAGCUUGCUCUCACCACCCCUUAGCUGAGUUCAGUUAUUUAAGCAGGACAGCCUGGGAGAAUGCAUCAUGCAAAGGACAGGAGCUGUGCUGAACACUGCGUGGGUCCUUCGGGCACCUGGAGUUUGGCUUGUCUUUGCAGGUGCAGCAACCAUGGCAUCCCAAGGCCAGGUCAUAUUCUGGAGCUUGACCAUGGUCAUUAUCGUCCUGGCUGCAGUGAUUGCCCUGAUCAUCGGGUUUGGUGUCUCAGGAAAGCGCUCCAUCAGCGUCACCGCCUUGACAUCCCCUGGGAACAUCGGCCAGAGCGGCCUCUUGGGCUGCACCUUCGAGCCCGACAUCAGGAUGGGCAGCAUAGCGAUUCGGUGGGCAAAGGCUGGAGUGGCCGGGCUGGUUCACGAGUUCAGAGGGGGGAAGGACCACCUGCAAGAGCAAGACGUGGAAUUUCAGGGCCGCACGGCGGUGUUUGCGGACCAGGUGAUUGGUGGAAAUGCUUCCCUGGAGCUGAGGGUCGUGAAGCUGUCCGACGCCGGUACCUACAGGUGCUCCGUCACCACGUCCCGAGGGAGCGGGGUGGCGGAACUGCAGUACCAGACAGGAGCCUUCAGCACCCCCCAGGUCCAGGUGGAGAACAGCAGCAGCGGGGACACGCUGCAGUGCGAAGCACCGCGGUGGUUCCCCCGGCCCACCGUGCACUGGACAGCCUACAGCGACACGGGGAUGUGCCUGCCUCGGGCUGCCAACACCAGCUACGAGCUGAACUCCGAAAACAUCACCUUGAAGGUGGUCUCCCUGCUGCAUAACAUUACUGCUAACGCCACCUACACCUGUGUGAUUGAAAACAGCAUUGCCAAGGCCACAGGCGACAUCAAGGUGACAGAUCUGAGAGUUACCAGGGGGACCAACUUGCAGCUGGUGAACCUGAAUGCAGAGUCAGCGUCCUCCUCCCUUCCAGCCUGUCACUGGGUGCUUCUGCUUCCCGUGUGCCUGCUGUCGGUAUAAAACAACUGGAAACACUGCUGGACCAAGGAGUCAUUACAGCUACUCUGACGCAGAACAUGCUUCAUGCUUUCCUCCCUCUUGGGUUGAGACAUUUUUAAAACCAACUCCCAGUUCCAAGAGCACGUAGGGGCACUAAGCGAAGCCAGUUGGUUUUUCCUUUGUAUUUCUUACUCAUGCCAACAACAGGAUGCUUUGGCUUCAGAAAGAGAGUGAGGAUUGUGAUAAGGACAGUUGCAUAAAUAAAGGAAAAACUCCGAUCAUAGGAA
This is a messenger RNA of Oxyura jamaicensis (ruddy duck), 1492 nucleotides long. RefSeq names its product V-set domain containing T cell activation inhibitor 1 (gene VTCN1). Bases 297 to 1226 code for a protein of 309 amino acids. The record is from RefSeq and is a predicted model, not a curated record. The transcript has 6 exons. Lineage: Eukaryota; Metazoa; Chordata; Aves; Anseriformes; Anatidae.